Messenger RNA from Pichia membranifaciens NRRL Y-2026, 486 nucleotides. RefSeq lists its product as hypothetical. The transcript has a single exon. NCBI's taxonomy places the organism in Eukaryota, Fungi, Ascomycota, Pichiomycetes, Pichiales, Pichiaceae. Gene Ontology annotation, molecular function: metal-dependent deubiquitinase activity; protein binding; K63-linked deubiquitinase activity. The annotation marks the transcript as partial. Gene Ontology annotation, cellular component: endosome; membrane. The record is from RefSeq and is a predicted model, not a curated record. Gene Ontology annotation, biological process: protein K63-linked deubiquitination.
CUGAGAACUAUUUUUUUACCUGCAGAGCUUUCUGACUCCUUCUUGCAAAUAGCGAAAAACAAUACCUUGAAUAAGCUUGAGACAUGUGGAAUAUUAGUUGGAAAGUUGAACAGAAAUGCAUUUUUUAUCACACACUUGUUAAUACCAGAACAGGAUUCAACCUCUGAAACGUGUUCAACUAAAAACGAGGAAAGGAUGUUUGAAUACAUAGAUAAUGAGGACCCUGACCUUUUCAUAUUGGGCUGGAUUCAUACACAUCCUACGCAAUCGUGCUUUCUAUCAUCGAUUGAUUUACACACGCAAAACUCUUACCAAAUCAUGCUCAAUGAGGCCAUAGCCAUUGUAUGCUCGCCAAGUGACCAAUUUCCCAAGAAGCUUGGGGUUUUUAGGCUUACCGAUCCUCCAGGGAUCCCGACCAUCACCAAUUGCAGCAAAACAGGAUUCCAUCCACACCACGAACCCAACCUGUAUACGGACUGUAAUAGG